AUGCUCCACUAUCUCGGCUUCGGCAACAAGGCUCCUCCCUCCACCGUGCAAGCGAGAGAGACGCCAGUCCGUGCUUUACCGGCAUCAUGGUACAAAUCUCCGGAAAUGUAUGAGCUGGAGCGUCGAGCUAUCUUUUCAAGACGAUGGCUUUUUAUCACCCAUAGCUCGCGAGUCAAGAAUCCAGGCGAUUGGCUCCGUUACGACAUCGCGGGCUUCGACUUUAUCAUCACACGGGACCGGCAAGGGGAUGUCAAUGCAUUCCACAAUGUUUGCAGACACCGAGCGUACCCUGUGGUUGAAAAGGAAGGAUCUGGAAACUCCAAAAUCCUAUCAUGUCGCUAUCAUGGCUGGUCUUAUGGAUUGAAUGGCAAACUUGCCAAAGCGCCCGGAUAUAAAGACUUGGAUAAUUUCAACAAGGACCAGAAUAAUUUGUUCCGGAUCCAUGUCAAAGUUGACGUCAAUGGGUUUAUCUGGGUCAACUUGGAUGCAAACGAGACCCCAGAGGUAUCUUGGGAAGAGCAUUUUCGCGACGUCGAUACCCAGGAGCGGUACAAGGAAUACAACUUCGAUGAUUAUGACCUCGAUCAUACAUAUGAAUUGGAGGGCCAAUAUAACUGGAAAGUCUUGGCUGAUAACUUCAAUGAAUGCUAUCAUUGUCCCACAACUCACCCGGACAUCCCCGAGUUCCUUAACCUCGACUCCUUCGACAGCGAUCUUAAAGAUGGACAUAUUCAACACCACUGCGUCUCGACCCCAGAGCAAAAGGCAAAGGGUCUUUACACUGCUAGCACUUACUACUUCCCAAUGUCAGCCAUGGUUGUUUCGCCACAUUUUAUCAUGAUUCAAAAAUUCCUUCCCAGAAGCGCCAACUCCUCCAAGAUGGCGUACGAGAUCUACCGAAACAAAAAUUCCGGCGAUGAAGAUUUCCACGCGAUCAGUGAUAUGUAUGAGCGCGUCAUGAGAGAGGACAAGGUUCUCUGUGACAACGCACAGAAGAACCUCGAUCGGAACGUUUUCAUUAGUGGAGAACUACAUCCUAAAUUCGAAAAGGCGCCACUUUUCUUCCAGAGCACUGCUCGUGAGGUUAUCACGGAACACUUUGAGCGGGAGAAGGCUGAAGGACGGGAGAUAUGGCCGGCAAAGCAGAAGGUGCCAUGCAACUCUCAGGUUAGUGACAAGGAUGAGGCGAUUUGUGCUGCUCUAAGCUGUGGAGCCCAGAAGGCGAUUUUGGCUUGGUGA
Molecule: messenger RNA, 1239 nt
Organism: Penicillium verhagenii
Lineage: Eukaryota; Fungi; Ascomycota; Eurotiomycetes; Eurotiales; Aspergillaceae
Product: aromatic ring-hydroxylating oxygenase subunit alpha
Exons: 2
Coding region: 1-1239 (412 amino acids)
Molecular function (GO): 2 iron, 2 sulfur cluster binding; iron ion binding
Source: RefSeq, a predicted model, not a curated record